Molecule: messenger RNA, 1662 nt
Organism: Tribolium madens (black flour beetle)
Lineage: Eukaryota; Metazoa; Arthropoda; Insecta; Coleoptera; Tenebrionidae
Product: U6 small nuclear RNA (adenine-(43)-N(6))-methyltransferase
Exons: 2
Coding region: 113-1570 (485 amino acids)
Biological process (GO): rRNA base methylation
Cellular component (GO): nucleus
Molecular function (GO): 23S rRNA (adenine(1618)-N(6))-methyltransferase activity
Source: RefSeq, a predicted model, not a curated record
AUUAAAUUGACACAGGGUUUGGUAACUUUAGCUUUUUGGGUUGGCUACGUACCGAAUCCUAGGUUAUGUUUGAAAUUUUCAAAAGUCGAUUUUAAAUUUACAAUUUAAUAAAAUGUCUAUGAACCAAUAUAUGCACCCCCGAAACAUCUACAAACAGCCCCCCAACUUCAAACAGUUAGCAAUAGAGUACCCCGAAUUUCGCAAAUAUACCACUCAGGACGUGUCAGGGAAAGUCACGAUUGAUUUUAAGAACGUUGAGGCUCUUCGGGCUCUCACUUGCACUCUUUUAAAGAAAGAUUUUGGCUUAAAUGUGGAAAUUCCGGCUAACAAACUCAUCCCAACAAUCCCACUAAGACUGAACUACAUUUUAUGGAUUGAAGAUUUAUUAGACCUAGCCGGAAAGCCCGAAAAUGUUAGAGGAAUAGACAUCGGGACUGGGGCUUCCUGUAUUUACCCCUUACUCGCAGCGAAAAAAUCCCCGUGGUCAAUGAUAGCCACCGAAAUUGACCCUGAGAGCAUCAAAUAUGCCACCAACAACGUUAAAAGCAACAAUCUUGAAGCGUUAAUCACAGUCGUUGAAGUAAAAAAAGACAGUUUACUCGACGAAGUCUUGCAGAAACAUUUAGGAGACUUCAAUUUUUGUAUGUGCAACCCCCCGUUCUUUUCAACAACCCAAGAACUGCACCCCUUUUUCAAAGCCCGGAAACAGAAUCGUCCACACCCCAAAAACGCAUUUUGCGCCUCUGUUGACGAAGUCGUGGCUACGGGGGGCGAAGUCGAGUAUAUUUCACGCCUAAUCAAUGAGAGUAAAACAUGGGGGCUCAGAGUCACGAUUUAUACUACAAUGGUGGGCCACAAGUCUUCUCUCCCACCGUUGAAAAAACUGAUAAGGGAGAUUGGGGUUGUCAGUUUUAAACAAACGGAGUUUUGUCAAGGGCAUACGACUCGGUGGGGCCUAGCUUGGACUUUCCAUGAUAUUGAUUUAACGAAAAUCCCUGAUUCUUUGGUUGCUGCUAAACAGAAAUUAACUAAACCACUUUUGUAUCAAGUGCCAAAAACCGACGACUCGGAAUACAAAGUUAGUUUCAUUUGUGAAAGACUUGUUAAAAUUUUUAAACAACUCCAAAUGGAUUUUCAAGAAAUCAAGCAUGUUAAAAAUUUAGUAGAGUAUGUUAUUGUGGCAUAUUCGGACACUUGGUCGCAUCAGAGGAGGAAAAGGCGAGAAAAAUUAAGACUCAGCGAUGAAAUGAAAAAAUGUGGUAAUAAUAAUUUAGACAGUCCUGAAAGAAAUGAGGUUUGUGAAAAGUUGGCCGAGUUGGGGGUUAAUGGGUCUCCAUCGAAUAAAAGGGCGCUUGACGAGGAUUGCGGGUUUUAUAAUGCGAAGAAACGAAAAACUGAAUUAGAUGAAUGUAACUCGGAGAAGAUUUAUCUGAAGGCUAAAAUUAGUGUUGCAAAAAUUGAGGAUUGUAUUGGGCUGGAAUUGCUUUUUUUUGAGGGAAAGGGUACGAAAGAGGCUUUACAUCAAAUUCUUCAAUUUGUUAAAAAUAAUUUGAUGAAGGAUGAAUUGUAAUUUUUUUUACCAUUAUGUAGAAUAAUUAUUUAUUUUAGUUUAAGAAUAUAAGUAUAUUUUUGUUAUUGUGGGAAUAAUAAACGAUUCUCAAA